Messenger RNA from Gallus gallus (chicken), 2747 nucleotides. Its product is annotated as sodium/glucose cotransporter 2-like. Gene Ontology annotation, molecular function: D-glucose:sodium symporter activity. Gene Ontology annotation, cellular component: plasma membrane. The coding region runs from base 27 to 2294 and encodes 755 amino acids. Gene Ontology annotation, biological process: transmembrane transport; sodium ion transport. Lineage: Eukaryota; Metazoa; Chordata; Aves; Galliformes; Phasianidae. The transcript has 15 exons. The record is from RefSeq and is a predicted model, not a curated record.
GGGCAGAGCUGUGGGGCAGCCCCACAAUGGCCGUCACCGUCGAUCCCUGGGAUUUGGGGGUCGUUGGGGGGUAUUUCCUGUGCGUCUUCGCCGUGGGGCUGUGGUCGUUACGGCGCAGCUCCCGUAGUUCGGUCACCGGGUACUUCCUGGCCGGGAGGAGGAUGGGAUGGGGAGCAGUGGGGGCGUCGCUGUUUGCGUCCAACAUCGGCUCGGGGCACUUUGUGGGGUUGGCCGGGACGGCCGCCGCGUCCGGAAUCGCCGUCGGGGGAUUCGAGUGGCACGCGAUGUUUAUGGUGCUGCUGCUGGGUUGGAUCUUCGUCCCCAUCUACAUGAAGGCGGGGGUGACGACGAUGCCGCAGUACCUCCGGAAGCGCUUUGGGGGCGCCCGGAUCCAAAUCUGCCUCUCGGCCCUUUCGCUGCUGCUUUACGUCACCACCAAAAUCUCCGUGGAUCUGUUCUCGGGCGCGGUGUUCCUGCAGGCGGCGCUCGGUUGGGAUCUGUACGGGGCGGUGGCGGCGCUGCUCGGAGUGACCGCAGUGUACACCAUUACUGGCGGGCUGACGGCGCUGAUGUACGCAGAUAUGGUGCAGAGCGCUGUGAUGGUGGGCGGAGCCUCCGUGCUGGCGGGAUACGCGCUGACGGCCGUAGGGGGGGUCCCGGCCCUCUUCCAUCGCUUCCCCCUUUCGCUGCCCCCCACAACUCAGCGCUGCCCCCAUCGCGCUUUGGCCCUAAAACUUCUUCGACCCCCGGGGGGGGAUCUGCCGUGGCCCGGAAUGCUUUUGGGAUUAGGGGCGACCGCCGGCUGGUAUUGGUGCACCGACCAGGUCAUCGUGCAGCGCUGCCUGGCGGGUCGCUCCCUGACCCACGUGCGGGGGGGCUGUGUGCUCUGUGGGUACCUAAAAGUGCUGCCUAUGUUCCUUAUGGUGCUGCCCGGCAUGGCCGCCCGCCUGCUCUACCCCGAGGUGGUCGCGUGCCCCGAUGCGGCCUCGUGUCGCCGCGCCUGUGGGGUCGCUUCCGGCUGCUCCAACGUCGCCUACCCCAAACUUGUGGUCGGCCUUCUGCCCCACGGGCUGCGGGGGCUGAUGCUGGCCGUGGUGCUGGCGGCUCUCAUGUCGUCCCUCGCCUCCAUCCUGGCCAGCGCCGGCGCCAUCUUCAGCCUGGAUCUCUAUGGGAGGCUGCGGCCGGACGCCACGCAACGGCGCCUCCUGGUGGUCGGGAGGCUGUUCAUGGUGCUGCUGGUGGGGCUGAGCCUGGCGUGGCUGCCGGUGGUGCGCGCGGCGCAGGGGGGGCGGCUGUUCGAUUACAUUCAGGCGGUGGGCAGUUUCCUCACCCCCCCCAUCGCCGCCCUCUUCUUCCUCGCCGUCUUCGUGCCCCGCGUCAACGAACCCGGUGCGUUCUGGGGCCUGGUCGGCGGGCUCGCCUUGGGGCUGGCGCGGAUGGUCCCCGAGUUCGCCAUGGGGACGGAAACGGCGUCGUGUCAGGCCGGAAGUGGGGAAACCGGAAAUAGUACCGGAAGUGGCUGGACGGGCGCGCUCGGCACCGGAAGUGCCGUCGCUUUCACCGGAAGCAGCUUCUCCAGCACCGGAAGCGGCUCUUCCGGUCCCGAAAUUAUCGGCGUCGGUAGCGGAAGUGUCGAGGUGGAGUACGGGGAGACCGGAAGUGGGUCGGCGUGGGGGGCGGGGCGCUGCCCGGACUUCCUGUGCGGCCUGCACUACCUGCACUUCGCCGCCCUCCUCUUCGUGGCCACGUGCGCCAUCGCCGUCGCCGUCUCCCUCUGCCACCCCCCCAUCCCGCGGCGACACCUGCACCGUUUGGUGUUCAGCCUCCGGCACAGCCGUGAACCCCGAGAUGACCUCGAUAGGGAGAGCAGCAGAGAUGGAGAUGUGCAGUUACGGGGGGUUGAAGUGAAGCCGAGCAGCCAAGGUGCGGAGCCAACCAGCGAGGGGGCGGAGCCAAGCACCAAAGGGGCGGAGCCAAGAAGUCAAGGGGUGGAGCACUGUGCCCAAGGGGCGGAGCCAAGCAACCAAGGGGCGGAGCCAAUAAAUCAAGGGGUGGAGCCUCACGCCCAAGGGGCGGAGCCAAGCAACCAAGGGGCGGAGCAAAGAAGCCAAUGGGAGGAGCCACAGCGCCAGGGGGCGGGGCCUCCCAGCCAAGGGGCGGGGCUUGAUGACCAAGGGGGCGUGGUCGAUGCUUUGGCCCCGCCCCCUGAAGACCCUCUAUGGAUCCGGGUGGUCAACAUCAACGCCAUCAUCAUGAUGGCGGUCGCCAUCUUCCUUUGGGGGUAUUUUGCCUGAUUGGCCCCCCCAAAAUCCCCCAAAUUUGACCCAAAAUGGCCCCAGAUUGCCAUCCACGCUCCACAGCAUCAGAUCUAUCCAUUAUUCACCCCCAAAAUGGCCCCAAAGUGACCCAAAAUGGCCCAAAAGUGACCUCAGAAAUGAUGGGAGUGUCACAAAAGUGCCCCAAAAUGGCCCCAACCGACCCCAAAUGACCCCAUAAUGACCCCAGAUAGCCCCAAAUUGCCCUCAACCUUCCAGACCAUGGAAUCUAUCCCAUAAUAUCCCGUAUUAUUCUCCCCGAAAAUGACUCAAAAUGGCCCAGUGGUGACCUCAGAAAUGAUGGGAGUGUCACAAAAGUGCCCCAAAAUGGCCCCAAAUGACCCCGAAAUGGCCCCAAAUUCCCAUAAAUCCUCCAGAACGUCACGUCUAUCCCAUAAUAUUCGCAUUAUUUGUCCCCAAAUGGCCCAUUGA